CAUGUUGGAGAAACGAUGCCUUGGUAGUGGCGCGGUGACCAACGAUUUCAGACAGUGCUGCAGUGGGAGGGGUUAUGCGGACAGAGGAUGCGCGUGCACCAAGUGCUCGUAGAUGUCCAUGGCCAGGGCAAGAUUAUCGAGCGAAAACUAAACUUCGGGCAGUCAUUAAUCACACAUUGCUGGAGAAUAAAUGUCAGUCUUACAACGUCCUUUAUGGAAUUCUGGGGAGAGAGAGAGAGAGAGAUAGUCAGGCCGUAUCGUGACAACAUUCUUUUAAUGCAAUCGAUUUCCCAUUUAGUUAUCGUUCAUCUCCAUAAGAUAUAUGUUGUAGAGCUAUCGCUUAGUUUAUCUGCCCCAAGGCCGUCUAUCAAAGUAGAUCAGCGUGUAUUGAAUGCGCUGUGCUAAAGUAAUACCAUGGCUAUGCCGAAACAACUAAGAGACACGAACUGCCAAAGGUAAGGAGAUCAAAUAACAUAACUAGACACGUGCC
This is a messenger RNA of Dothidotthia symphoricarpi CBS 119687, 490 nucleotides long. RefSeq lists its product as uncharacterized. NCBI's taxonomy places the organism in Eukaryota, Fungi, Ascomycota, Dothideomycetes, Pleosporales, Dothidotthiaceae. The record is from RefSeq and is a predicted model, not a curated record. The transcript has 2 exons. The coding region runs from base 88 to 405 and encodes 105 amino acids.